Molecule: messenger RNA, 726 nt
Organism: Lodderomyces parapsilosis
Lineage: Eukaryota; Fungi; Ascomycota; Pichiomycetes; Serinales; Debaryomycetaceae
Gene: SSR1
Product: Ssr1p
Exons: 1
Coding region: 1-726 (241 amino acids)
Source: RefSeq, a predicted model, not a curated record
AUGGCUACAUUCACUAAAGUUUCCACUUUUCUCGCAAUCAUUGCUUCAUUGCAACAAUUGACAGUUGCUACACCACCAGCUUGUUUAUUAGCUUGUGUUGCUCAAGUUCAAAAAUCAUCAUCUCAAUGUUCAGGAUUGAAUGAUUUGGCAUGUAUCUGUUCCAAUGAAGGUGACGAUGUCAAGUCUUGUUUAGACAAUAUUUGUCCAAAUGGUGAUGCUGAUACUGCUAAAAAGGCAUUUGAAAGUUCAUGUUCUGGACACACUGAUGAUGAUUCUAGCUCUAGCAGCUCAUCUUCUCAAGAGUCUUCUUCUACUCAAGAGUCCUCCUCUUCUUCUUCUGAGGCUCCAUCAAGCUCCAGUGAGGUUGAAUCUUCAUCAAGUGAAGAAGAACAAUCAUCAUCAGAAGCCGCUCCAUCCGGAUCAUCAACUGUUGAAGCUGAAUCUACAUCUGAAGCUGCUCCAUCAUCAUCUACUCAAGAAUCUGAACCAUCUGCAUCCGAAACUGCCGGUAACAACAACGGUGGCGGUGCUGGUGAAGAAGGACAAGAAUCUUCAACUUCACAAGAGCAACAACCAUCAUCAUCCACUUUGGAAACUUCAUCAGUUGCUGAAGAAACUACUUCAUCAUCCGAAGUACCAUCUGUUUCAACUCAAACUGAAGGUUCUGGUGCCAACAAGGUUGGUUUGGGAGCUUUGGUUGGUUUAGUUGGUGCUGCUUUAUUGUAA